AUGACAAGAAAAAAGGGUAGCAUUCGUCAGACACAUGAAGUGGAGGAGGCCGAUAUUGGAUGGAGCUUUCGGUACAUUGAUGAAAGUGCGAACCAAGAAGCUCCAUCUUUACACUCUCCAUUUGGUUGGGUGAAUUCGGGCUCCACUUUUAUUCCUACAAACGAGUGUGUUCCGAAAAUUCUCCCUGAUGUUAGUAGCACAACAUCAUCUGGGUACUUUAGUUCAAGCAGCCGCUCAGCACCGCCAGGGUUCGUUGCUGACACGGCCUUUGAUUCGUAUAGCCAGCCGGAGUUUAGUAGCCCUUCCGGUGUUCUCGAGGGGGGCAAUUCCAAGGAGAACCCAUUGUUCCCUUUGCGUCGUUCACAGUCCUGUAAGGCAGAAUGGCUCGUAAAAAGAACCCGCGUUCGCCAGAGUUGGCCGCGCCUGUCAGGCAUUUCGCGUCGGAGUGAGGAUCUCAAAUGCUGCGCCAACUUUGCUAGAUCUCUGUUUACAAGUAACGCAUCGUAUCGUCGUGUACUCGGCGCCAUUAGUAACAAGCCAGGUCUAAGUGGAUUCCGCGAUAAACGAGUUAAAUCUUGUGUUCGGUUUGCUGACUUAUCAUCGCCCACUACACCUGUGUACAAAAAACAGAGGUUUGAGAUGCGAGAGGCCCUCGUCCCGUGCGAUAUAUCUCCUGUUCGCUCGAAUCUCGACGAUACAAUUGCUCCUGAUGAUGCAGGACUCGAUGAUUUGAGUUCGCCUGAGUUUCCGCUGACGAGAGGAGGGUUGCCGUUCGAUAUUAGCUGCCGUCAAUCUACUCCUAGGAUCCAAGGAAAGGAAGCUUCUGUGUUGGAGAGCAGUUACGUUCAGGCGCAGCCCUGUAAGCUUCCUCGGUUCUCGUCUGUCCCCGCAAAUGUCGAAAACGACAGAUUAUUGUCGUUGUCGGACAGCGGUGGCGAUGGUCGCGGCCCGCGUGCUCUUCCUGUGAUAGAACGUACUGCCUCUGGUGUCAACUUUGUUAGCGCUGACACCGUAGCUCGCCUGAUAAAAGGCGAGUAUGAAGAGCGAAAGGUUAACUUCCUAAUCGUCGACUGUCGGUACCCCUAUGAGUUCGAGGGAGGUCAUGUGAAAAAUGCACUGAACGUGUACACUCCCAACGACCUCGUGCGAGAGGUUUUCUACCGGAUUCCAGCGCAAGACCCCUCUGGAGGUGAAACUCCCAUUUUUUUGGGUGACCAACUGGACCAGCUGUUGACCGCCGAAAAUCCCGAACUAUCCUUCCCCACUGUAAGCGAAUUUUCGCCAAGCAGUUCGGAGGAUUCUAUCGAGGAACAGGACAGUGAAAUGGAAGACGACGUCCUUCAACACGCACGCUCUCUGUCCAUGAAUAGCCCGGAAUCUUCAUCGCUGGACGAAUCUGCCCCGACAGAAAGGCAGAGUCCCAUGUCGAUCGAAUGCAGUGUCAGAACGGAUGAUCAAAGCCCAGUUGAACCAAGUUUCGUUGUCAUUUUCCAUUGCGAGUUCUCAUCUCAACGAGCGCCCUCCAUGGCAACCUUUUUAAGAAAUAUCGAUCGAACGAUGAAUUGCAAUCGCUACCCAUUUUUGUUCUUUCCGGAGUUAUACGUGAUGAAAGGAGGGUACUCAGAGUUUCACAAGCGGUUCCCGGAGCACUGCGAACCAAGCAAUUACGUGACCAUGUUCGACAUUGAAUUCCGUGGAGAGCUUCGGUUUUACCGCUAUCUGACGAAGCGCGUCUUCACGGCGUGCCAGCGCUGCUUUCGCGAUGCCCAAUUUCUUCCCCGUUACUCCACCGCGCAGCUUACCUUUGAACACUUCACGUCAAACAACAAGGACAGUUCCGCUUCCCGGUUGAUGAAAGCGGCAUCAAUGGGAGACAAGGCUUCCACUUCACGUCUGACGGAGUCUAUCCGUGAUUUAGUUCAUCAUUUCCCAGAAUGGGGCUGCCCCUGUGCUCGAGGGUUCGUGUGUUUGCAAGGCAGGCGAUAUUCGGAACUUGUGACGGCGAAUUCCAAUUUCUCGGCCAUCCUAUCAUGUUUUCUCUUGAAACACGACGAAUGA
Mesocestoides corti is the source of this 2058-nucleotide messenger RNA. Lineage: Eukaryota; Metazoa; Platyhelminthes; Cestoda; Cyclophyllidea; Mesocestoididae. The record is from the annotation of a GenBank genome assembly.